GCUUUCGUAUUUGUAACUAAUCAUGUCAUACCCUCACAAAUUAUUAUUCAAAAUAGAUAACGUGAAGCAGAAAACUAGUUUAAUCUGGAAAUUGAAAUCUCAACAGCCUUGCUUUCCUUCUCCUCCUUCUCUCCCAUUCCAUUUCCCCCACUCUCUCCCUCUCCAAACAGCUACGAAGUUCGACCUUCGACUGCAAUGGAGAUGGCCAUGGAGGACUCCACCUCUCGUUUGAUUCUCUUCAUCGCUCGUUACGCGCUUCAAUCCGACCGACGAACCCCGCACUUCCUCAAGGAUCCUAUACAGAGUACGCUACGAAUAUGUAAUUUUAGGGUUUCCUCUGCUAAUUUCUAGAUUUUCCUUGUUUUAGGGUUGUACUUGCUGUGUUGCUGUAUUUGACCUCGAACUUAAAGAAUUGGGAACGGAAACUCUAGGGGUUCGGUGAAUUUCGGAUAAUUUUUGUUUUUGGAAGUUCUGUCUAUCUUUGUGAGGAACGGAGGUUCGUAUAUGAAUUCUAGGGUUUCUAGAAAAUUCUUGUCCAGUUUGAGCUUCUUAGGUUUUCACUAGAAUUGUCAAUUGACCGGGGCUAUUACCUAUUGAGUAACCCUAGGGAAAGUUUCAUUUUGAGUUGUUGGGAAUAUAAAGAAGUUCUUGUAAUUUGAGUUUAAUCGAGUUUCAUAUGGUUGUUGAAAGCUCUUCAUCUAUGGAUGCUAGUGGAUAUAUUUGAAUUUGAGCUUGAAUUUUGGGUGCUUUGGCAUUCGAAGUUGAACUUAGUUUUCGGCAGACUUUGAUGGCGGGAAGGUGGGACGUUGGGUUUCCAAAGACUAGUGCUAGUAGUCUUAGAGAGCAAGCAACAAGAACAAUUCUUCGCAACGUGAGGUCACAAGGGCACACAUAUGUUGAGCUACGAGAAAAGGGGAAAAAGUUCAUUUUCUUCUGCACUUUGUGCCUUGCGCCAUGUUAUAGUGAUAAGGUGCUGUUUGAUCACUUGAAGGGUAAUCUUCACAAUGACAGGUUAGCUGCUGCUAAGGUUACUCUCUUGCAAUCAAACCCGUGGCCUUUUAAUGACGGUAUGGUUUUCUUUCAUAAUUCAGAUGAGACUGAUAAGCAGUUGGUGGUUCCAGAUGGCAAUAAAUGUAAGAUUAUGGAGUCUCAUGACAAUGAAAACAAUCUUGCUGUUGUCAAAUAUGGGGAAAAUUUGAUAUCUAAUGGCAAUGGGAAUUUUGGUGCUGGUGGUCAUGAAUGUAAUGAGCAUUCUGAUGGAGCGAACUCCUCCGUGGCGAUUCCUCAUAUUCUGUUUAGGGAUGAAAUUACUGACAUAGAAGUGAAGCAGGUAGGCUUUGGACAAAUUGCUGCAAGGCUCCUCGAGAAGGAUGAGCUGUCAAAUUGUAUUAGUAGAAUAUGGUGUGAAUGGUUGGGGAAAAGGACAGAUAGCAAUGAUUUACUCAAGGUUCCUGAGCAUGACUUUGCGGUCGUUACCUUCAGUUACAAUAUUGAUUUAGGUAGGAAGGGAUUACUUGAUGAUGUAAAGAUGCUUCUUUCAUCCAGUCCUACAGAAGAAACAGAGAAUGGUGAAUGCAGCAGUGGUAAGAGAAAGAAAUUCUUCUCUGACCCUGAGGAUAUUAGCGAAUCUCUAAGUAAUCAGUUUGAUUCAUGUGGGGAAGAUUCAUCUGCUUCCAGCGGUGCAACGUCAAGAUUGCUUUUAGAACGGUAUGAUGAUCUUCUGCACACAAGAUUUAUUAACAAGUCUAUAAGGAGAGAGUUAAGACGGCAACAGCGUUUAGCUUCGGGCAGAACGUGUGAUAUCUGUCAACAGAAGAUGCUUCCUGGGAAAGAUGUAGCCACUCUCAUAAAUUUGAAGACAGGAAGGCUCGCUUGCAGUAGUCGAAAUGUGAAUGGGGCUUUUCACGUGUUUCAUACUUCCUGCCUUAUACACUGGAUACUUUUGUGUGAAGUUGAGAUGAUCACGAAUCAGUCCGCUAGUUCAAAAGUCAGGAGAAGAUCUAGGAGAAAAACUGCAGCUAAGUGCAAUGGAAAAGAUGAUCAGUUGAUAGCUUUGAGCUUACAACUGAAUUCUGUAUUCUGCCCAGAGUGUCAGGGCACUGGUAGCCUAAUAGAUAACGAUGACCUGGAGAAACCAAAUCUCCCUUUGUCUCAGCUAUUCAAGUAUAAGAUAAAGGUGAGUGAUGCACGUAGAGCAUGGAUGAAGAGUCCUGAAAUGUUGGAGAAUUGCUCGACGGGAUUUCACUUCCCUUCCCAAUCUGAAGAAGGAAUUGAGGUUUCUUCUUUCAAUUUAUUUGUGCUAGGAAAAGGUGAAACCGUUGAAGUUGCUGCGUUUCUACAGAGCAGAUUGAAUAGAGUUGGUGUCGAGAAUACUGGGAAACCAUGUAGCUGUAUGUAGUUCACGGUAGCAUGUGUGUUUGCACUCGGCCUCAUGUU
This is a messenger RNA of Pyrus x bretschneideri (Chinese white pear), 2436 nucleotides long. RefSeq lists its product as uncharacterized. The coding region runs from base 788 to 2398 and encodes 536 amino acids. The transcript is spliced from 4 exons. NCBI's taxonomy places the organism in Eukaryota, Viridiplantae, Streptophyta, Magnoliopsida, Rosales, Rosaceae. The record is from RefSeq and is a predicted model, not a curated record.